UAGAUCGAUAUACAGGUCUGUGUAACAAAAACGUUUAUGUCUGCACCGAUAAUUGCAUUAUAUUGCAUAAAAAUGAGAUGUUUACAAAUUUGUGUUCAUGUUGUUUAUUAUCACCUUUUGCUUAUUAUUAGCAGUAAAGGUUAACAAUUUAAUCAGAAUUGCUGCGUUUUAACCUACCCGGAAUUUAAUAAUAAAUGGAAUACAAGCUAACAAAGAUGGAUUAGUGUGAUAACAAACCGGAUACCUAUUUAUAGUUAAGUGGCCUUGUUACAUAUCUGAUAGCAGCGACAUGAAUUUUCAUAUAUCGCUUACGCACACUUAAUGCUUGACAGACUAACAUGGAGGUUUGUAAAAAGACAGGUUUACGGGGACUUUCAAAAGAAUCAUUUGAAAAGGCAUUUAGAAAAGUCAAGUCAGAGAGCUUCUCUGAGGAAUGGGAGAUAAAAUUACUGACGCACGAUAUGCAAGACGCCGCCAUUUUGUUUAUGAAAGAGCACUUUGUUCCAUAUGAACCACUGGUUUUGUUGUUUGAUGUGCAAUGGAAUGAAGGUGCAGAACAGUACUGGAAAGCUGUAUUCGAGCAAAUGAUAACUUUAGUUCUUACAAGUAAAGUAAGCGGCGGAAUAAUCGCUAUACGUGGAAUUGAAAUAGUCAGUAAAACUGACAGGAUAAAUACAGAAAACAUACCGGACGAGCGCCUUCGUAAUUUACUGGAGUAUUUAAACUACUGCGAUGACCAUGCUAAAUUCUUUGAGUAUUACAGAACUGACGAGGCAAUCCAUUUUUCGGGUCUUGCUGUAGCUAAGUCAUACAGGCGAAGAGGGAUUCCGACAUAACUCGGAAAUGGUCGAAAACUUGGGUUUUGAAUAUGUUUAUAUUAAAGGGGAGGCGUCCUCGGAUUAUUCGAAGAAGAUAUAUGAAAAAUGUCACUUUGAAACGCUUUAUGAGCAAAUUUACGAAGAUUAUGACAUAACUGGAAAACAAAUAAAGAAUGAGAUAGGUGAACACAAGUCUAAUAAAGUAUAUGGGAAGUGUAUAAAACGGUUUAAUUGAGCAGGUGUGAUUUGACAUCCGUUAUAUACAUGACAAUUGAAUGCACCACAUAAUUUCUAAUAAGGAAUAUAUAACAACACUGAAUUCUAAUACAGGGAGGAUAUUAUGGCCACAACAAGGCGCUUUAAAAAUGCUGUCUUGAUUAGGCAUAUCUGAAGAUUAUUUGGAAGCAAGGAGUGCAGCUAAGUAAAACAAUACUCGUAGUAGAUUGGAUGUGAAUGAUUCUGUUUGCCGCCGUGACGUAAUGGAAUCUUUAAGCCAUGUGUCACAUGCUUAUAUUGAUCUCUGUUAUACAUAUAAAUUGAAUGCACCGUAUGACCCCGUAGGACCAGAAAAUAUAAUAACUCGAAGACCAAAUUGCGUGUAGACGUUUUAAUCACUUUCAAGAAAAAAGAAAGAUUUCAUAUUUAUUGUUAUUGGUUUCUUUUUUACAAUAAAUAC
This is a messenger RNA of Mercenaria mercenaria, 1494 nucleotides long. RefSeq lists its product as uncharacterized. Lineage: Eukaryota; Metazoa; Mollusca; Bivalvia; Venerida; Veneridae. Bases 339 to 836 code for a protein of 165 amino acids. The record is from RefSeq and is a predicted model, not a curated record. The transcript has 2 exons.